AUGGCUGGACAGGGAGAACCCCAGAUCCAGUUCAAACUUGUAUUGGUUGGUGAUGGUGGUACUGGGAAAACGACCUUCGUGAAACGUCAUUUGACUGGUGAAUUUGAGAAGUGUAUAGCCACCUUAGGUGUCGAGGUUCAUCCUCUAGUGUUCCACACCAACAGAGGACCUAUUAAGUUCAAUGUAUGGGACACAACCAGCCAGGAGAAAUUCGGUGGACUGAGAGAUGGCUAUUAUAUCCAAGCCCAGUGUGCCAUUAUAAUGUUUGAUGUAACAUCAAGAGUUACUUACAAGAAUGUGCCUACCUGGCAUAGAGAUCAGGUGCGAGCAUGUGAAAACAUCUCCAUCGUGUUGUGUGGCAACAAAGUGGAUAUUAAGAACAGGAAAGGGAAGGCAAAAUCCAUUGUCUUCCACCAAAAGAACAAUCUUCAGUACUACAACAUUUCUGCCAAAAGUAACUACAACCUUGAAAAGCCCUUCCUCUGGCUUGCUAGGAAGCUCAUUGGAGACCCUAACUUGGAAUUUGUUGCCAUGUCUGCUCUCCCCACCGGAGGUUGUCAUGGACCCAGCUUUGGCAGUACAGUAUGAGCAUGACUUAGAGGUUGCUCAGAUAACUGCUCUCCCGGAUUAGGAUAAUGACCUGUGAGAAUGAAGCUGGAGCCCAGUGUCAGAAGUCUUAGUUUUAUAGGCAGUUGUCCUGUGAUGUCAGCGGUGCAGCGUGCGUGCCACCUCAUUGUUAUCUAGCUAAGCGGAACAUGUGCUUCAUCUGUGGGAUGCUGAAGGAGAUGAGUGGGCUUUGGAGUGAAUGUGGCAGUUUAAAAAAUACCUUCAUUGUUUGGACCUGCAUAUUUAGCUGUUUUGGAAUGCAGUUGAUUCCUAGAGUUUCAAAUAUAAGACUGCU
This is a messenger RNA of Pongo pygmaeus (Bornean orangutan), 901 nucleotides long. RefSeq names its product GTP-binding nuclear protein Ran-like. Gene Ontology annotation, cellular component: nucleus; cytoplasm. The record is from RefSeq and is a predicted model, not a curated record. Gene Ontology annotation, biological process: ribosomal subunit export from nucleus; protein import into nucleus. Lineage: Eukaryota; Metazoa; Chordata; Mammalia; Primates; Hominidae. Gene Ontology annotation, molecular function: GTP binding; GTPase activity. The transcript has a single exon. The coding region runs from base 1 to 588 and encodes 195 amino acids.